GGCAAUCAGGAGUUCAGUUGACCAUCGUACCAAGAUGCUGCGUUGGUCUCUUAUGUUACUCUUCUUGUCUGCAACAGCAGGUAAUUUCCCGAGUGUUGCUGCAAAGCCAGUGAUUAAAAAGGAGGGGGAUGAAGUGAAGUUAACAUGCAAUCUGGUAGGAAAUUUGUCAAUUUCUUGGUAUUAUUUCAACCAGACUCUGGGUCGAUACCGCAUUGUAGGGGGAGAUCUAUACCACAUUGUAGGGGGAGAUCUAGUCUUCCAAGCAACCGUUGAGAGCUCUGGGAAAUACCUAUGUUCUCAUGAGCCAAAGGAAUCACCUUUCAGUCACGCUUUCAACCUCACCGUAGUAGAGCGAUUGGCGAAGUUGGAGGUGUCGGCCACUCCCUCCCACCUCGUUGUCAUGGAGGGUCAACCCGUGGUGCUGAAUUGUCAUGCCCCCACCUCUUCACUCGCUGUCAACUGGUCCUGGCACAUGACACCUCUGAACAGAUUGGGAAUUAACGUGAUGUACACCGGGAGGGAUGUGGUCAUCUCCAGGCCAGAGGAUAGCGGUUACUACCACUGCAUGGCUCAGAGCCUAGAGAUGGGGAUCAAUCAAACGGUGAACAGCUCAUCAUUCCUGAUUCAGGUUUUGGCCAUGCCAAAGACGGGACUGGCUCUUGUGGAUCAUUUGGGUCUGGCAGGCUUUGGUCUGUCUCUCCUGGGUUGGCUCAUCCUGCUUGCUGCUUUGCUGUUUGCCAGGGGGGGUUAUGCCACCUGUUGCACGCUUCUGGAGGAAGUGAUAUCCACAAGUCCCAAGGCUAAAGGUUUGACUGGAUCUAAAAUGGCCACAAGUGAUGGCCUGCCACAUGUUGAAAGUCAAGGUGACUACAUGAACUACACCGGAACCAACCUAGCCUACGGAGACCUGAAGCCAAACUCCAUGACUGGUCAUAAUGUCUACUCCAACCUAUCCUAGACCUCCAUGACUGGGAAGGAUAUCUACUGGAGCCUAUCCUCGACCUCCAUGACUGGUCAUGAGGUCUACUCCAGUAUGUUCUUGACCUCCAUGACUGGUCAUGAUGUCUACUCCAGCAUUUUCUUGCCCUUCAUGACUGGAAAUGACGUCUAAUCCAGACUACCCUAGACCUCCAUGACGUCGCAUUCAGCCUAUCCUAGACCUUCAUGAUUGAAAAUUACAUAUAACAGUAUGGCCUGACCUCCAUGACCAGUAUUUGACCUCUUUGGAGAGGAAAAUUAAGGUUGACGGGGAAUGGCAAAAUUACAUUUCCACUUUUAUCAACAGCUUUUGAAGUUUACAUGGAUUGUCCGAUGUUUGUUAUCUUAUUUUUACAUGAAAGUACAAAUUUUGUUUUUCGUGUUUGAGAAAUGUGAAGAUGUUUAUUUGAAUAAAUAACAUAAAUGAAGAGACUACAUGCAUAAUGUUUGUCGUUAAAAAACAAUGGCUUAAGAGGAACAUCAAUCAAACAAACUGAAAAGAAACAAACUGGAAGAAAUGAAUGAUAUAAUUCGGAUUUAGGAAUUUGGAUUUAUCAUGUAAGUCCUCAUCCUCAUCUACAAAACCGUUUAUCUUGGGUCGGUUCUAGUCAAUAUACACAUAUCCAACAAAACAAAUAUGGCUACAACAUUUAGAAUCACUUCCUUCCGGAUAAGACUUUUCUUCUGUGGAAGUUUCCUCAACAUGUUUUCUGAUUUAAGUGAUUUGUGUGACUAUGUGUGGACCUUAGUUGGUUUAGAUGUGUGUACAUUUGAUUUACGCAACUAUUAACCAUUCAAUAUCUUGGUCUUUUGCCGGUGUUCAAAUACACAAACAAUUACACAAAUGUCCUCCUGUUAUAGGAGAAUAUUUUCUUCCCCCUUCCUUCAUUGGAUGAACAAAGAAAUAGAUUCAAACAAGAGACUCAUUUGACAGAGUUGAAGCAUUCUUGGAGCCCGAUACUUUCAGAAUGACUGUAUACCUUACGUCUACAAAAGUUCACUGCCUUAAAAACAUUUCACAAUAGGAUCCUGUUUCGCAUUUCAAUAAAAUUCCACAAUGACAAUUGUGACG
This is a messenger RNA of Gadus chalcogrammus (walleye pollock), 2050 nucleotides long. RefSeq names its product low affinity immunoglobulin gamma Fc region receptor II-like. The transcript has 6 exons. NCBI's taxonomy places the organism in Eukaryota, Metazoa, Chordata, Actinopteri, Gadiformes, Gadidae. Bases 35 to 958 code for a protein of 307 amino acids. The record is from RefSeq and is a predicted model, not a curated record.